Messenger RNA from Rotaria socialis, 561 nucleotides. NCBI's taxonomy places the organism in Eukaryota, Metazoa, Rotifera, Eurotatoria, Philodinida, Philodinidae. The record is from the annotation of a GenBank genome assembly.
AUGGUCAAUUCUGUUCCGCCAAAUAGCAGUUCGAUCGUACCUGCAAAUAAUCAAAAUUUUGAAAUUUUUUCUCUGAUCUGGCUUGAUCAAGAUGUCGAGAGUCAAUAUAUUCAGAACGCGGAAAACAAAUUACGUUCCAACAUAAAUCUCAUAAAAAAAUUUCUAGAUGUGAAAAAAUGUCAACAAUAUGUGGAAGAUCUAUCACCAGCUGAUCGGGUAGUGAUGAUCGUUAGUGGUGGUUUGGGGCAACAGAUAGUUCCUUCUAUUCAUAAACUUAGACAAGUUAUAUCAAUCUAUGUUUACUGUAUGAAUAAGGAAAGAAACAAAAGAUGGUCAAAAUAUUUUACAAAAGUCAAAGGUGUAAUCAAUGAAGUAGAUGAACUUGUUUCUCAAAUUAACACUGAUCGUCAAAUUCAGAGAAAUCUAGAUGAACCAUUUUCCCACAAUCUUUUCAAUGUAAAUUGUGGCAAUGGUACAUCAACAAGUGAUAUAAAUGGUAAAUUCAUCUUUUCUCAAGUUCUCAUUGAUUGUAUUCUACGAAUAAAAUCGAAUGAAGAAGAU